Hevea brasiliensis (rubber tree) is the source of this 518-nucleotide messenger RNA. RefSeq lists its product as uncharacterized. NCBI's taxonomy places the organism in Eukaryota, Viridiplantae, Streptophyta, Magnoliopsida, Malpighiales, Euphorbiaceae. The record is from RefSeq and is a predicted model, not a curated record. The coding region runs from base 54 to 485 and encodes 143 amino acids. The transcript is spliced from 2 exons.
AACCCUAAACCUGAGCUUCAAUGCUCGGGUAAACGAAAAGGCUAGCGCCAGCCAUGAACAGAGCUAUUCCCAGAAGUCUUUCACUUCAAAUUCGCAGCCAUCUUCUCGAUCCUCUAAAAUCCGUAACAAAUCCUAUCACAUCGUCAUUUAUAGUUGUUUCCAGGACUCGUUCUACGCAAAUAUUCUACUCGUCUGAGUCCGACACAUCCCAUGAAGCAAAAUUUGCUCGAACCCAGACGCGACAUGGUGAAGUUGACGAUGUCGCUGGCGUGAGCAACCAAGAGCUAAAGAAGAGGAUAGAGAAAUACUACGAGGGGGAUGAAGAGGCGAUUCCAGAAAUAUUUGAAGCUAUAUUGAAGAGGAAAUUGGCAGGGAUUAGAGAUAAGGAUGACGAAUUGAUGGCAGAAGUUAGGCGGAAAUCUCCAAGUGUUGAUUUUGAUUAUGAAUCCGACGAAUUGAAUGAUUCUAACGGCGAGAAAGAAUGAUGCGAAAUUGCUAUUACAGAAUAAGAAAUCAAC